Hyaloperonospora brassicae is the source of this 897-nucleotide messenger RNA. The record is from the annotation of a GenBank genome assembly. NCBI's taxonomy places the organism in Eukaryota, Oomycota, Peronosporomycetes, Peronosporales, Peronosporaceae.
AUGAGUACCGAAAAGGACGAGAGUGAGCUCAAGACGCAGGCGGAAGUGGACCUGGACGACCUCCUCGACGAUGCGCUGGACGACUUUGCCGAUGAGCUGAGCGCUUCUCAAGUCCCGGAGGUCUUUAGUGCAACGCGCGAAGCAGCUGCUGCUGCGUCUGCUAAGGCGGCGGCCAAUGACGACAACAAGUUGCGAGAGAACAUGGCCGAGUUUUUCGAAGAUGCUCAGGAUCCAGAGUUCCAGCAGGUGCUGGAGCAGGCAUUUCGAGAGCUGGGGACUGGUGCGGAUACGAAGAACAUUGAGCAGCUCUUGGGCUCGUUGAAGACCGACACGACGCUCGGUGAGUCGGACGACGUUGAUGCUGGAGUGGCCAAGACACUGCAGAACAUGGCCAAGGCAGCGGAAGAUUUCGAUGGUGUGGGGUCAGCUCAGGUUGAAGCCAUGGGAGAAGAGAUGAUGUCUGAGAUGAUGAAGAAGUUUGAAGAGAUGGGUGAAAAGGACGAUUUCCAAGAUUUGGUGGACGGGAUGAUGCAGCAGCUACUGUCAAAGGAUGUCAUGUACGACCCCAUGAAGCAGAUUUGCGAGCGGUAUCCCGAGUGGCUAGCAGAGAAAGAGGCUCUGCUGCCAAAAGAAGAGCAUGAGAGAUAUAGGAAGCAGCACCAAUUCUUUCAGCAGAUCGUUGCUGUGUACGAAACGGAACCCGACAAUUACACUCGGCUCUCAGGGCUGAUGCAAGAGAUGCAGGAUACUGGCCAGCCCCCGACGGAAAUCGUGCAGGACCUUGCUCCAGGCUUGCAGUUUGACGACGAAGGAAUGCCAAUCUUGCCGAAUGCGGGCUCUAAUAUGUUUUCCGGCAUGGCUGGUAUACCGGGCCAGGAACAGUGCACUGUAAUGUAG